AUGAGCUCCCAGACGAUCGGGCCAAUUGCCGAUAUAGAUCGCAUCAUCCGAACCCUUUUGUCACUACAACGGCUUUCGGAGACUGACAUUCAGUACCUUUGCUAUACGGCUAGCUUAAUUCUCCUGUCGCAGCCAACACUUCUGAACCUUGAAGCACCGAUGAAUAUCAUUGGCGACAUAAGCGGCCAGUAUCACGAUCUUCUCACAGUCUUUGCUCGAGGGGGAUGCCCUCCCGAAGCCAACUAUCUCUUCCUCGGUAAUUUUGUUGGCAACGACAAGCAUUCUCUAGAGACUGCCUGUCUUGUUCUUGCAUUUAAGAUCAAAUUCCCCGAAAACUUCUUCAUCUUGCGAGGAAAUCAAGAAUGCGCCCUCCUCAGACACCAUCUCACAUUCUACGUUGACUUUCAUAUCCGAUACAGCAACAAGCUGUGGGACACGCUCAUCAAUUGCUUCAAUUGCUUGCCGCUUGCAGCCAUCAUCAGCGAGAAGAUUUUUGCAGUACAUGGAGGUUUGAGUCCUGAGCUGACAUCUAUGAGUCAAAUUCAGCAGAUCAUGAGGCCGACCGAUAUUCCAGGCCGCGGAUUGCUUCGUGACCUACUCCACUCCCAUCCCGACCAGAACAUUGUCGGCUGGACUGUGAAUCUGGAUAACGGCGCCGUGACAUUUGGUCCAGAGGUUGUGUAUCGCUUCGUUAAGACAUAUGACUUUGAUUUGAUCUGCUGUGGCUCUCAUAAGGCCUUGCGUGGCGGGUACGAAUUCAUUGCGCGUCGGCAUCUGGGCAGGGGCGAGGAACAGAAUGAUGGCGCGAUGAUGGCUGUGGAUAAAUCCUUGAUGUGCAGGUUUACGGUCAUAAAGGCUACAAAAAUAGGACUGUAGGGGUGCUGGCGAACCUGUAUAGGAGGAGCACCUAUAGAAACUGACUGCAGAGCCACUAAGCACAGGCAACAAGCUUCCUGGGAAGGUGUGUGCUGACGGAGCAGACGCAUCAGUGCCUUGCCAUAGGUACCCGUACAUAUUUCCACCACUGUUUAUGGGGAUCUAAUGUACUGAUAGAAAUCGGGGGCAGCGGGU
Mytilinidion resinicola is the source of this 1071-nucleotide messenger RNA. Its product is annotated as Metallo-dependent phosphatase. Bases 1 to 876 code for a protein of 291 amino acids. The transcript is spliced from 5 exons. NCBI's taxonomy places the organism in Eukaryota, Fungi, Ascomycota, Dothideomycetes, Mytilinidiales, Mytilinidiaceae. The record is from RefSeq and is a predicted model, not a curated record. Gene Ontology annotation, cellular component: nucleus; cytoplasm. Gene Ontology annotation, molecular function: protein serine/threonine phosphatase activity.